This is a messenger RNA of Lampris incognitus (smalleye Pacific opah), 3628 nucleotides long. RefSeq names its product WD and tetratricopeptide repeats 1 (gene wdtc1). Gene Ontology annotation, molecular function: protein binding. The coding region runs from base 209 to 2236 and encodes 675 amino acids. The record is from RefSeq and is a predicted model, not a curated record. Gene Ontology annotation, biological process: negative regulation of fatty acid biosynthetic process. NCBI's taxonomy places the organism in Eukaryota, Metazoa, Chordata, Actinopteri, Lampriformes, Lampridae. Gene Ontology annotation, cellular component: Cul4-RING E3 ubiquitin ligase complex; cytoplasm. The transcript is spliced from 17 exons.
AUGGAUAUUGUCACUGGGAGGGUUUGUUAACUCAAGAGAAGGAAUUGCCGAGAACCUUGUAAACAAACUCGUGCUAUGCGCUAUAACACGCCUAUUCAAUGGGAAUUUCUUGACAGCAAGUACUUGGACAGCGCCUAUUCCACGAGAGGAGCGGAAUAAAUGUCAUCGGAGCUCUGACCUCUGGACCUUCAAACCCAGACCCCACCGUAUGAUUUGCGGCGAGGCUAUGUCUGCCGUCAAUAUCACCAGAGAUGUCCUGCAUAGGCAGAUCAGAGACAAGAGAGCAUUGGGCUUCCAAAGGUUCCAUCAUGUGACUGACCCCUUCAUCAAGAGACUGGGACUGGAAGCUGAGCUUCAGGGCCAUACUGGGUGCGUGAAUUGUCUGGAAUGGAAUGAACGAGGAGAUCUGCUGGCCUCGGGUUCAGAUGAUCAACAUGCAAUUAUCUGGGAUCCCUUCAAACAUAAGAAGCUCACUACUAUUCACACAGGACAUGCAGCAAACAUCUUCUCUGUAAAGUUCCUCCCCCACUCUGGAGACCGAAUCUUAGUGACUGGUGCGGCAGAUACAAAGGUCCAUGUGCAUGACUUAACAGCCAAGGAGACUAUCCACAUGUUUUCUGACCACACGAAUAGAGUCAAACGGAUUGCCACAGCACCCAUGUGGCCUAAUACCUUCUGGAGUGCCGCAGAGGACGGCAUCAUCAGGCAGUAUGAUUUAAGGGAGAACAGUAAACGCUCUGAGGUGCUCAUUGAUCUGACCGAGUUCUGCGGUCAGCUGGUUGAAGCCAAGUGUCUAGCUGUCAAUCCACGGGACAACAAUUAUCUGGCAGUGGGGUCCAAUGGCCCCUUUGUACGCCUCUAUGACAUCCGCAUGAUACACAACCACAGGAAAUCAGUGAGUCAGAGCACAUCGGCUGCUGUGCACACCUUCUGUGACAGGCAGAAGCCCAUUCCAGAUGGAGCUGGACAGUAUUAUGUUGCAGGACACCUCCCAGUGAAACUCCCAGACUACAGCAACCGCCUGAGGGUGCUGGUUGCCACUUAUGUCACCUUCAGUCCUGAUGGUACUGAACUGCUAGUUAACAUGGGUGGCGAACAGGUGUAUCUGUUUGAUUUGACAUUUAAACAGAGGCCAUAUACCUUGCUGCUUCCAAAAAAGUGCCAAUCAUCAACAGAUGUACAGAAUGGUAAGACAACCAAUGGAGUAUCAAAUGGAAUUCACUUGCCUGCCAGCCGCCUCCGAUUAGCUGAAAGCAAGAUCUGCACUGGGUCUAGCGAGCUCCCCCCUCACUUGGAGAGAAUAAAACAACAAGCUAAUGACGCAUUUGCACGGCAGCAGUGGACCCAGGCAAUCCAGCUUUAUAGUUUAGGGAUCCAUCAGGCCAGCCGCAAUGCCAUGCUAUACGGGAACCGUGCUGCAGCCUACAUGAAACGUAAAUGGGAUGGUGACCAUUAUGAUGCACUCAGGGACUGUCUGAAAGCCCUGACUCUCAACCCUGGGCAUCUCAAGGCUCAUUUCAGGCUGGCACGCUGCCUGUUUGAGCUGAAGUAUGUGCCUGAGGCACUGGAGUGCUUAGACGACUUCAAGGGGAAGUUCCCAGAGCAAGCCCAUAGCAGUGCCUGCGAUGCCUUGGAUAAAGACAUCAAGGCUGCCCUAUUCUCCAAGACAGAGUCAGCAGAAGACAAAAAGACCAAUAGCGCCAUUCGCUUCCAUUCAUUCAGCCGGAAGGAGUCCAUCCCUGAGGACGAGAUAGUGUUGAGAGAGCGAAGUUUUGACUAUAAGCACCGUUACUGUGGUCACUGCAACACCACCACUGACAUCAAAGAGGCCAACUUCUUUGGAAGCAAAGGCCAGUACAUAGUGAGUGGCUCAGAUGAUGGCUCUUUCUUCAUCUGGGAAAAGGAGACAACUAAUCUGGUGAGGAUCCUGCAGGGGGACGAGUCCAUAGUCAACUGCCUGCAGCCUCAUCCUAGCUACUGCUUCCUGGCUACGAGUGGCAUUGAUCCUGUGGUACGGCUAUGGAACCCCAGACCAGAGACGGAGAGUGAAAACGGACGUGUGGUGGAGGACAUGGAGGGUGCUGCUCAGGCCAACCAACGGCGUAUGAAUGCAGAUCCCCUGGAGGUCAUGCUGCUCAACAUGGGCUAUCGCAUCACAGGCCUGCGGGGUGUUGGCCCAGAAGGCUCAGAUGAUGAGGACAGCUCAGAGGGACAAGUACAGUGUCGACCUAGCUAAAUGAGCACUAGAACACUAUAGAGUUGAGAGAGGAUUGGUGGAGGCUACUUUGGGGAGAGGAAUCCAACAGGUGGAGUUGGGGUGGAGAUGCCCCUCUCAGCCCUUCAAAAUACCAACAACACCUCAGCUCUCAACCUCUUCCUGUGCCCUCGUGUGGUGUGGAUACACCUUUGACGAAGAGGACAGCACUUUCCACGUCGCUCCUCGAUCUCUCGCAGAGAAAGAGGAGUCGAGCACUUAUCCCUCCUCGGGUUUGUGCGAGAGAGAAAUAUUGAGUAGAAGGUGAAGCCCAACGUCGGGUGACCUAGUUUGAGGUCAGAGUGCAGCCCCACAGCCACACUCUCCACUAUGGAGAACCAUACAGAUGGUGCUUUGUGGCAUCUCUUGGCUGAUCUGCAGGUGGAGCACAGCAGUCACAACGCCCACUCAUCUCUGACAGGCUCCACAGCUAUAUCAUUAAUUUAAACCUGAUCAUAUUUUCACUUGUUGAAAUUUUGAUCACAGGAAGCUUAGAAGUAAGCAUCACUCUCUUCAGUCUCGAAAGUUGUUAGUGUUGCUCAGAAAAAAAAACAAAAACGUGUUAAUGAUAUUGUGGCACUUUUUUUUAAGCAUGUGGCAGAAUGAGUUGUUUCCCCUGUCAAACGUUUUAAAUUUAUGUAAUUUAAGUGGCCAAGGAUUAAUGUUUUAUUUAUUCUCUAUAUUUUGUGAAAACAUACUUUUGGCAUUCUGUCCUUGAGUUAUACUUAACUAUAAUUGGGAGGGAUGCUGUACUACAAAAUGUUGACUUUGGUCAACAUCUUUUCUCUAUUCAUUUUGGGGAAAUGUUUGGAAAUUAAUAACUUACCAUGACUGUUUUUUUUUUGUUUUUUUUUUUAGAUUAAGUACAGUCAUAUUGAUUGCAAAUGCCACCAAUGUGAAACUUAUACUGGGCCCAGAAAGAGAAGCUUGGGCCUAAAUAUAGACUCAGAAAUGUCUUAGGAGCACAGAUGCUAAAUAGUGGUAUUUGGGAACAUAGGAGCGUAUAUGCAUUUUUAGUUUUCCUUUCAAACAGAUCUAAGUGUUUUGGGGAGAUAUGGUUAGGAUUUUCCCUCCUAAUAGCAGUUUGGCCCUAUCACUGUUCCUUUGCUGCAGUCAGAUGUUUGAGGAGGCCUCCUUAUGUUAAGGUUCCUUUAACCAUAGUUUUGGGCAAACAGGACAAGGUUUCAUCCUUUGCCCAAAACAACCCUUUGGGCCCUUUUGGCCCAAAAUAGAAUAAAUAGAAUGAUUUAUCUUCGCAAUAAUAGGCUUCCAUGUGUUCACUUUGUUAAAAUCAUUUAUGAGAUAUUCUGUUUAUUUUUCUUUGAGAAAACUUGUAAAACCCAUUGCUGGAAAAUAAAAGACUAUUGUUAAACA